Molecule: messenger RNA, 1569 nt
Organism: Peniophora sp. CBMAI 1063
Lineage: Eukaryota; Fungi; Basidiomycota; Agaricomycetes; Russulales; Peniophoraceae
Source: the annotation of a GenBank genome assembly
AUGCCUUCUGCAGCUCUCAAAGGCUCGCCGGAGGGGAACGACGCUUUCCUCCUGCCUGUCGCGUCGCAAGAACGUAACGUUCGUGCCACGUCAGCACGCCGCCGUGGCUUGCGCAUACUGGGCGCCUUCACUUUGGUCCUGAUUCUGAGUCUGGUCCACCGUUAUGGCCCGUCUCGGGUCAAUAUAGCACCUCGUACUGCAGCUCUGGCAACGAAGACACAACAAGGCUCUAUCUAUGACGCGUCUUCUUUCUAUCACUCGAUUUCUCGGGCGGAGAGUAUCUGCCCCAGCAUUGUACCGGGGACUCAUUCGCAUGCAGGCUACAUUGGUCUAAGCAACGAUACAGAGGAGACACCUCAGCGCUCGUUCUUCUGGUACUUCGAGGCCGAGGAAGACGCUGAGAACGCGCCUGUCAUUCUUACUAUCGGGGGUGGCCCUGGGACAAGCGGUCUCGCCAAUCCAGUCCUGGGUCUAUCACAUUGCAAGAUGACUGAGAACGGUACCGUGCCCAACCCGAAUAGAUGGACGGAGAAGUUCAAUCUCCUGGCGUUGGAUUACCCGGUUGGAGUAGGGUAUUCCUAUGGACCCAUCGUGAACAACAGCCGCGAAGCCGCGUACGAAGCGUAUGACUUCCUUCAGAAGUUCUUUGUUCUGUUCCCUCACCUCGCGAAGAACCAAUUCGUGAUCUCGAGUGGCUCUUAUGGUGGUAUAUGGGUGCCCCAUAUCGCAACUGUCAUACACGAGCAGAACAAAGCCAUCGCGCGCGGAGAGGGUAGACCCGGUGCCAUCACGAUCAACCUCAAGUCCUUGGCGCUCAGCAACCCGGCGUCGUCACCAAAAGCUUGGUACGGUUGGGCGUUGCACUACAUGUGCGAACUGCACAACGUAUACAACUCAACAACUUGCGCAUCUCUGUAUCCACUCCUCCCGGAGUGCCUGGACAGGCUCGACUACGCGCUGGAUGAGUUAACCUCGACUGCCAAGAGCCGUAACGACGCUUUGAUGUUCUGUAGCAGCAUGUUUGAUGGAGAUAUGCAUGGCCUGGUUUUGCAAGAUAUCCGUAAGACAUGUAAGGAGGGCGAUAUGGGCAUCUGCUACCCCGAAUUCCUCUGGAUGAACGACUUCUUCCGUUCAAACCAGACGAAAGCAGUACUCGGCGUUCCUCAUGACGUAGAGUGGUUCUCUGUGAAUGUCGAGGUCUUUAUGCGAUUCGUAGAAUACGGUGACCACAUAUUCAACCACUUCAGGCUGUACGAGCCAUUGCUCACCGACGGGAUCCGCAUUCUGCAUAAUGUUGGCAUGCAAGACGCCAGUGUCGCCUGGCCAGGAACGCUCUCAUUCCUCAAACUCAUUCAGUCCCCCUUUUCAGCAGAGUUUCGCGCCGCGGAAGACGUGCCAUGGCCAUCGGCACAGUCGCCCGCGGGUACGGUGCGCGUCGCCGGGUCAGGCGGGGCCGGUAACUUUACCUUCCUGACCUACGCCGAGGCAGGGCACUUCGUGUCUUUGGAUCAACCUGCACUGACGAAGUUCGUCAUUGAGCGGUGGAUAGAGAACAAGCCGUUCGUGUAG